This is a messenger RNA of Numida meleagris (helmeted guineafowl), 10615 nucleotides long. RefSeq names its product PR/SET domain 10 (gene PRDM10). Gene Ontology annotation, biological process: regulation of transcription by RNA polymerase II; cell fate commitment. The record is from RefSeq and is a predicted model, not a curated record. Gene Ontology annotation, molecular function: histone deacetylase binding; RNA polymerase II cis-regulatory region sequence-specific DNA binding; DNA-binding transcription factor activity. The transcript is spliced from 23 exons. The coding region runs from base 4642 to 8253 and encodes 1203 amino acids. Gene Ontology annotation, cellular component: nucleus; cytoplasm. Lineage: Eukaryota; Metazoa; Chordata; Aves; Galliformes; Numididae.
CCCCACCUGAUUGGCCGCGUGCCUCGCGCCCCCGUUUCCCAUUGGCUUAGCGAGAGGAGCACUGCGCCCCACUCCUCGGAUUGGCUGCGGUGGGACGAGGAGAGUGUAUAAGGGACGGGCGGGUGGGGGCACCCCCAGCCGGGCUGGGGGAGCGGUGUGAUGCGUUCUGUGGGCCGUCACUGUCUCCUGGGGGGCUUCAGCUUCCCCUGCACGGAGCAGCUCUCCCUGGGGAGGCUCUGGGGUUGCUGGGAAGGGCUUGGCAAUCCUCGCUGCCGUGUUGUGGUACCAGGGUGGGCUCAUCCAAGGGCAGAGCAGGACCUGGCCUGGCUGUGGCCUCCUGCCUGCUGGGUGCUCUGCAGGCCUGGAGGACGGAACAAGGGCCCUGUGUGAGCAGCAGAAGCUUCUUUGUGUGGACUUUGGUAGCUUGGUCUUUGUACCAGUGUUGGUAGUUCCUUCAGCCCGAUGAGCUUGUUCUUGUGGGUCAUGGGAUGGCUGUGGCAUGUGACUGAUUUCUUUCUUUAUUGGACCUCUCGCUAUCAAGGUUUGUAGUGUUGGGUAGCCUUGUCUGCUCCUGUGCUGCUCUUGUAUUGAAAAAGCUUGUUAAACUAUUGAAUUAAAAUGGGAAAAAAAUGAGUUCUUGGUCCUUUGUCUUAUAGACCCUAAAGGGAAAGAUAACCCCAUAGAGGGUUUGUUCUGUAUGAGAAACUUCAGGUGGUGUGGAGGCCCCUCUUCCCUGAGCUGCUCAUUGCAGAUCCUUGGAAGGAGCCUUUGCAAAGUUUAAAAACCUAGUUCACAGGUCUUGCACUUUGAACCUGUUCUUCACAGCUGAGAGACUGAAAUGAGAAGGCAGCGUUCGCCAUUUGGUUAUCUGCACACCAGUAUUUCUAGCAUAUCAGUGACAUAUUCAUGGUUCUUACAGGCUUUCAAAGAACGAGCAAGCUCAGCGCUGGGCAUCCCUGUGAAACGCAUAUCAAUAUCUCUGUUUAUGAGUUUUAAUGGGAAUAGAGGCUAUAUUGAACUCUUUCUUUUAUUACUUUUUUCAACGAUUGAGUUUUCUUUCUAUUGGCUACGUUAGAGGAUGAAAUACUCGUGAAUCAACUGAUUUCACAAGAGGGUUAUUUGACUCUUCUGUUGUGAUGAAGUAAUUGGUAGUCUCGAGCCUCCUAACACCUUCAUUUUUAGGGUAAGAAAGAAGGUAUAUUUCUCAGGUUAGUCCUGAAAUGAAUGACUUGUCUCCUGAAAUGUGAUGCUUUUUAGCACUUUGCUACGUGCAUUCUUCUCUUGUGUAUUAGGUGUUUGAAACGAAGACGGCUUUAUUACCAUGGUAUUGGAUGAGAUAUUGAUGUAGUUGUUGUUAACUGAUGGAAUAACUGACCACUUGCUCUUGACAAGAAGUCGGUAUGAGGAGCUUGCUCUCAUCUGACGCCUUCCUUUGCUAUUAACCUGCAUAGAAAAGCCUUAGAUGAGCUCUCUUAUGCUAAUCUGCUUUGUAGUAAGCAGCUACUUGGAGUGUGUUUCUGACCCCCUGCAGCUGCUGUCAGCUGUGUAAACAGAAUUUUAAUUAAUUUAUAAGUGUAGCUAAUUAUGGAGGCUGACUUAAUAUCGUGAAUUUUGUUUUGGCUUAAGCAAGAGCUGAGCUCUGUUUGCUGCUUCUAUUUCUUUUUUUUGUGUUAGUAUACCAUAGAAAUAAAAGUUGUGUUGUCGCCAUUAGCUGGCCUUAUGUGUUAGGUGCCCACCUGCUGUAAUUUUGAGGAGGCCUGGUUUGUUCUCAGGGUCCCUUGCAUUUCAAACAAGCAUUCUGCAGCAGGCAAGUUUGGGGGCUUUUCUUUAAUGUGCAGAAAAGAGGUGGUUUUGUCUCUUGAAAGCUUGAAGUGUGGUGGUGAUUUAAUGCAGAGAGAUGGGAGAGGGAGCAAAGAAGCAGCACAGUCAGUUUGGGGGGUGGGGGGGAGUGAGUUCCAGCUUUAACUGGAGGUAGCUUUGGGAAGAGAUGCAUGAGCUGGAAGAGGAACAGGAGAUGAGGAGCUGAGCCUGGUGGUGGUAUGGUGGUGUUCUUAGUAAAACUGGAGAAUGUCUCUUUGAAGGUCGCCUUUGCAACAAGGUAGACACACUUUGAUACAGGUGUUUUCAGUUUUGUCCUUGUUGUUCUCAACUGUGCCUUCUCUGCUUUGUUCUUUUAUCAUUCUUCUCCCUCUGUCGUUUAUAAACCAAAUCAAUUAAGUAAAUGAGGUCGCUACCUCAAGCAGCCGAAGCCUGAGAGUUGUGGUUUAUGGCCAUAGCAGAUGCUGAGGAUAUCACAGAGACUCGAGAAUACAAAACAUUCAAAAGAGGAAAAUGACACGAAAAACGUAAUAACGUGUUCAGAAAGCUGAGGUAGGGAGGAAGAAAUCAGUGAUGGGAAUGGAUAGGUAGGAGUCAAGCAAAUGGAAAGAGAGGUGACUGAGAAGAGCAUGUGUGUGAACGUAAAUUUUCAACUUGCCUCUUUGCCUACCGAGAACAGGAAGGAUGGAUACUCGGAGAAACAUGGGGUAAGACAAGAACUGAGUCUGCACAGAAGUGUUGUCUAGAGAGGGAGCUGCAUCUCCAAGUAGGUCUGUAGCCAAAUCCGUGAAGUUCUCCUGUAGGAUGUAAAUCUGCCUUGGAAUUCGCUUGUGGUGCUGGAUUAUCUCCUGUGUUUUGUGGAACAAACAGACUUGUAGCUGCUUAUGUGGUACUGACAGGGAGUACAUGCACCAUCCUGUUGUGGUAUUGUCUUUGGAACUUGGACAAUGCCCUUUAUGAAAGGGCUUGUGUGAUGUGUUGGAGGCGGUAGCAGGGGACCAACCUUGGGGAUCUGAGAGGCUUCUUCCAGUUCACUGUUGCUGUGAUGGAUGUGGUGUAAGGAUGUGGAUGGAUCAAUUCAUUACGUGCAAUUUGAGUAAAGAGUGAGUUUGUGUUUGGCUGAGUUGUUCUAUUUAUUAUAUGACUAAAUAAAUUGAAGCCAUUUUUCCUUUUGUGGAAAUAAAUAAUCUCUGCUGUCCCAGCCCUGUGUGCGAUUUCUAUUUCUAACUCACCAGUAAAGCAUAAAUAUUGUGGCUAUAUAUUACCUGGUUAUUAACAUGCAGACAAUGCACAAGAGCUGAGUUCCUUGAAACAAUAUGUGCUUCUGAUGAAUGAGGAUGCAGAGGGAGAGACAGCAGUCGUGACUCAGUAGUCAAUGAGGUUGGAACCCCAGCGUGCUUCCCAGCCGUCCUGCUGCAAUGAAAGCAUCUCCUUGCCAAGGAACCUCAGGAAAUGCACCAACUCUGCCUUCUAGGCAAUCUGGGGUAAUUAACUUAAGUGUGGGAUAUAGCUUUUGCAGACACAUGUGAUGUUCCUUUUGAGUAUCAUAAAUCACUUUCAUAUUAAAAGCUGGAGGAAGACCCGCGGUCAUAAAACCCCCUUUGGUAACAAUCUUGCUGUCCUUGCAUAUGGUUAGCAGUGAAACAGAGUGGUCAGUGAGCUCAGUACUUAAAGAAUUAAGCUAAUAGCCACUGCUGUUAUUGCUGCAGGGAGCUCCAGUCUAUAUGCAAGCCUCUUUUACACUAGGGAGUAAAUCACAUUAGGUUUUUUUAUGCGCCAUUAUUGUAAAGUGGCUUCUCAUCUGAGGUACUGCAGUGGCUUUAUGACUCCCUGAGAAGGGAAGCAGAUUGCUCCUUUGCCCAGCUUUAAUGUUCCUCCAUCCCUGUCAUCUCAAAGAAGGGACAAGAAUGAAUGUUUGGCAGCUGCUGGCUCCGGUGCUUUCUCAGCAGAAUGUUCUUAAUUGAACUUGGAGAGCUCUCUGCAGAUGAAGCCCCCAGAGUUUUUGUCUCUAUCUCCUGCGUAGUCCGAUGGUUGAAAGGAGGUCUCAUUCCCUAAUAGCAGGUGUGUGAAGAAAAUACAGGUGCUCUUGAUCUUUUCUGAUGACUUUCAGAGCUGAACUUCUCUUUGCAGCGCUGCGUGCUUUCACUAUUUUCAAUUUCUGUCAAAACUCCUCGCAUGCCAAAUAAAAAGAACAGCCGCUUUGCUGUUUUCUGAGGCCAUUCUCAAAGCACCGCUCGCUCCCGUUCCCCGGCUGAUGGGGUCGUAGGGCACCCACAGGGUGAUGCGGUGUGGAUGCUGUGAUCUGUCUGAGGGUAGGCAGUGUUUUCAUCAGCGCUUGCCCUUUGGGAGGUGGAUGUCUGCUGCUGAGGACAGCAAGGCUAAUGAGGACGUUGGUGCUGGAUGGGGAAUGAGGUGCUUUGCCCCGAAUAGGGUUCAUCCAGAGCUGGAUGCGGCAAAUGGGGGGAGCUGCUGAUUUAAUGACACGGCUUCAGAUGAAGCGACACGCUGCUGGAAUGGGAGAGAGGCGUUCGAGUGUGUUGUGGAGGUCAAAAGGAGUUCUCAAGUGAGAUUUCCACAAAGAUGAAGAGCUGGUCGCACAAUGGCACGAAAAAGCUUUCCAUGCAGAGGGACGUCGCCAUUAGUGAGCUUUCUGGAUUGGAUGAGGAAGAACCAAAGACGAAGACCUUAGGUCUGUGGCAGCUGCAGCGGGUGUUAAGAAAAGGAAGCCAUGUUACUGAAGAUCACCUUGUCUUCUGGAAGUAGAAGCACAGUGAAGAGAUGAAUCUACUCAGCCAGCCACUCCUCCAAUAGUUAUUUCUCAUCAUGGAGCACCACAGCAGGGAGGAGAUGGACUCAAAAGAAGAAAGUCCUCAGGUGUGGCCUGACUCUGCUGAGCAGGACCAGAAUGCUGCUCAGGUGCACUUUGUCCCGGAAGCGGGGACGGUGGCACAGAUUGUGUACAGCGAGGAGCAGGAGCGUCCCUCUCAGCAGGUGGUGUACACGGCGGAUGGCACCUCCUACACGUCCGUGGACACCUCGGAGCACACCCUGGUUUACAUCCAUCCCGUGGAAGCUACCCAGACUCUGUUUACAGAUCCGUCCCAAGUGGCUUACGUCCAGCAGGAUGCCACCACACAGCAGGUAACUGUGCUCUUGCCUGCUGCUGCUCAGAGCAUGAAUCCCACCAACCUGUCCGUGCUCGGCAGCGUUGCCGAAUCCCCCCAGCCAAUGGCUCUGGAGCAGGGUCAACAAGCAGAUAGAGCAUCGUUACCGGUGCAUAACCAGGUGUUACCUCCUAUGGAGGCAGUGGAUGGUUCUGACCCUUUAGCACCGCUGCAGAAUCAGAUGGAAAGGAUGGAAACAAAAGAGGAAGAUGAUGAGGAUGAAGAAGAUGAUGAAGAUGGGGAAGACACUGACAUGGAUGAAUGGGAUCCCGAUCCACCUCGACCAUUUGAUCCCAAUGAUCUGUGGUGUGAAGAGUGUAAUAAUGCCCAUCCCUCCGUGUGUCCAAAGCAUGGACCUUUGCAUCCAAUCCCCAACCGGCCUGUGCUGACCAAGGCAAGAGCCAGCCUCCCCUUGGUGCUCUACAUAGACAGGUUUUUGGGAGGUGUCUUCUCCAAAAGGCGUAUCCCCAAACGCACGCAGUUUGGACCUGUAGAAGGACCCCUGGUUAGACAGACUGAACUUAAAGACUGCUAUAUCCAUUUGAAGGUGUCUCUUGAUAAGGGUGACAGAAAAGACAGAGAUUUGCAAGAGGACCUGUGGUUUGAACUUUCUAGCGAGGCUCUUUGCAACUGGAUGAUGUUUGUGCGUCCAGCUCAAAACCAUUUGGAGCAGAACCUGGUCGCCUAUCAGUAUGGCCACCACAUCUAUUACACGACCAUUAAAAACGUGGAGCCCAAACAGGAGCUCAAGGUGUGGUACGCUGCCUCUUAUGCGGAGUUUGUGAACCAGAAGAUCCAUGACAUAUCUGAAGAGGAACGGAAGGUUCUCAGAGAGCAAGAGAAGAACUGGCCGUGUUACGAGUGCAACCGUCGUUUCAUGAGCUCAGAGCAACUCCAGCAGCACCUCAACUCCCACGAUGAGAAGCUGGACUUCUUCAGCAGAGCCAGAGGCAGAGGUCGUGGGCGAGGAAAAAGAAGGUUUGGACCAGGCAGGCGCCCGGGACGCCCUCCCAAAUUCAUGCGUAUGGAAGUGACCAUUGAAAAUGGAGAAAAGUGUGAAGAAGGGACACAGGACUUGCUGCAUUUUUCCAGCAAGGGGCAGUUUGAUGAGGCCAGACAAGCAACACUGAAUGGGCUGGAGCAGCAGGAGCAGACUCCAGUGCCAUCAGAGACACAGUCGGCACUGGAACAGCCCUCAGAAAACCACCCGCUACAAAUCCAGCCACAGCACGACGAGAGCGCGGUGCCUGCGCAGAGCACCAUGACAGCAGAUGACAUGAGGCGAGCAAAGCGUAUCAGGAAUGCAGCUCUUCAGCACCUGUUCAUAAGGAAAUCCUUUCGCCCAUUCAAAUGCCUCCAGUGUGGGAAGGCGUUCCGGGAAAAGGACAAACUGGAUCAGCACUUGAGGUUUCACGGACGGGAAGGGAACUGCCCUUUGACUUGCGACAUCUGCAACAAGGGCUUCAUCAACAGCGGUUCUCUUGAGAGCCACAUGAAGUUCCACAUGGACCAGAAAACCUACUCCUGCAUUUUCUGUCCCGAGUCCUUUGACCGCUUGGAUUUACUCAAAGAUCACGUGGCCAUCCACAUCAUUGAUGGCUAUUUCACCUGUCCUACCUGCAAAAAGCGCUUUCCAGACUUUAUCCAGGUCAAGAAACACGUACGCAGUUUCCAUUCAGAGAAGAUCUAUCAGUGCACGGAGUGUGACAAGGCUUUCUGCCGGCCGGACAAGCUGCGGCUCCACAUGUUGCGACACUCGGACCGCAAAGACUUCCUGUGCUCCACGUGUGGCAAGCAGUUCAAGAGGAAAGACAAAUUGCGAGAGCACAUGCAGAGGAUGCACAACCCAGAGAGGGAGGCCAAGAAAGCUGACCGCAUCAGCCGCUCCAAAACCUUCAAGCCUCGGAUCGCUUCCACUGACUACGAGAGCUUCAUGUUCAAGUGCCGCCUGUGCAUGAUGGGCUUCCGCCGGAGGGGGAUGUUGGUGAAUCAUUUAUCAAAGAGACAUCCAGACAUGAAAAUAGAAGAGGUGCCAGAGCUCACGUUGCCCAUCAUCAAACCCAACAGAGAUUACUUCUGUCAGUACUGUGAUAAGGUGUACAAGAGCGCCAGCAAACGCAAAGCACAUAUCCUGAAGAACCACCCUGGUGCUGAGCUACCUCCAAGCAUCCGGAAACUGCGCCCUGCAGGCCCAGGAGAGCCAGAUCCCAUGCUGAGCACCCACACCCAGCUGACAGGGACUAUAGCCACCCCUCCAGUCUGCUGUCCUCACUGUUCCAAACAGUACAGCAGUAAGACGAAGAUGGUACAACACAUUCGCAAGAAGCACCCAGAGUUUGCCCAGCUCCCUAACACUAUACAUGCCCCACUGGCGACAGCUGUCAUCAGUUCCACUCCUGCAGUCCUAGCCACUGACAGCACUACCGGAGAGACGGUUGUGACAACAGACUUACUGACGCAAGCCAUGACGGAGCUAUCCCAGACCCUCACAACAGACUAUCGAACUCCCCAGGGAGACUACCAGCGAAUCCAGUACAUCCCUGUGUCUCAGUCCACAACCGGCUUGCAGCAGCCUCAGCACAUUCAACUGCAGGUUGUUCAAGUGGCCCAGGCUACCUCACCUCACCAGUCUCAGCACUCCACAGUGGACGUUGGACAGCUGCAUGACCCCCAGACAUACACCCAGCAUGCCAUCCAGGUGCAGCACAUCCAGGUCACAGAGCCAUCGCCUGCAGCUCAGUCAUCAUCGCAGGUUGGGGGUCAGCCUCUGAGUCCCUCCUCCCAACAAUCACAGCAGGAACUCAGCCCCUCGCAGAUGCAGACAGCUGCAUCUACACAAAACCAAGCCCUCCAGCAGCAGCAAGGAUCUUCAGUCCAGCACACGUAUCUUCCCAGCACGUGGAACUCAUUUCGGAGUUAUUCGUCCGAGAUCCAGAUGAUGACGAUCCCUCAAGGCCAGUAUGUCAUCACAGAGACAGCUGUAGGUACACCUGUCACCACUGUCAACACAGGGCAAGUGAAAGCAGUUACUCAGACUCACUAUGUCAUAUCCGAAGGUCAGCCUGAUCUGGAUGUCAAACAAAACUCUUCACUCUCCAGUGAGGUACAGGUUGGUGUUUCCCAGCCACCAGCCCACACUGAUACGUUGGAAUCUCAAACGAGUAGUCAGCAGCAAACAACGCAGUACAUAAUCACUACAACCACCAAUGGGAACGGGGGCAGUGAAGUGCACAUCACUAAACCAAGAACUUUCUCAGCAGAACACGAAUGAAGAAGCGUUGUGGUGUCACUUGUAUUUUUCCACCUUCGCCAAAAGCCCAAAUAUAUGGGUAUCCUGGAGCUCGUAUGUUUUAAAGUAUAUGCUCACAUCAGCUAAAAUCUUGGAGCUCUCGUUAAUGCUUUAAGAGGGUUUAAGUCCUCAGUGACCAUGAAGAAUUACCCUCAAAAUCCUUCUGGGAUGCCAUUUUAUGCAGCUUUUAACAAAAAGGACAAGAGGAGACGUGAAACUUCUGCUUGCCCUGGACUUAUUUGGCAUGUCUGCUGGCCCUAAUUUUUUCCUUCUGAGAAGUGUCUCUGGUAACCAUCUACAGUUUCAAUUGUAAGGGAAUAGCUUGCCCAUCUGAAGGCUAAUUGGCAGAUUGUUGUAUGUAUAUUUGUAAUAGGAGCUGUUAAACAAGAGCAUCACGUAAAUUGCUGGAGUAUGGCAGAACUGCUUUCUCUGUCUUUGUUUCAGCAGCCAAGGUGAAAGGGGCUACAUGCUUGAGAGCAGACUUCCCGGAGAAAAAGAGCAGCAGCGAAGCGGUGACUCUUUGCGUGUGUGUGGGGAUGGAUAUCGCAAUGAAGCUGUGACGACGUGCAGAAGCAGUCCAUUAAAUUAUUAUUUUUCCAACCCUCAAACUGUUUACAUGCUGUUUCCCCUAUCCUACUUCACCAAGCAGUUCCAGAAAAAGGAAAAGUGCAGUCUUAGGUUUGGAAUAAAACAAUAGCAGCACGUAACAGUAGUACGGAGCCACUGUUAUCUUUUUUUUCCCUCCAGAGUUUGCAGGGAAAAACGCCUUUUUGCCCAUUAAAAAAAAAGGCUUAUUUUAGCCUGCAUAGCAGCUUCUGCUGUGAUCUGUAACUAUAGAUCUGCCAGGAGAAAUGGCUAUAGGAGCACACCUUCUGAAAAUGCAGGGUAGUCAUCUGUUGUCACCUCGAAGUGGACGUAUCUUUCUCUUGAAGACUGGAUGAAGAGUUGGUUAUGCUGGUUUUCCAAAUACCUUGUUAACAAUACACUAAUUCCUUUGGACAGUUUCUGAAAAUGACCAGCCUUGGACUCAGGAAACACAAGAAAAACACCAGUGGACCACUACUUAUGGGACACAGAAAGCCAUCUGCAAGAGUUGCCUGCUUUGCUAGACCUGGUCUAUGUUCAGAACUCAUGUUAUGUCUAGGGACCAGGAGAAAGGGAAAGGUGUUGUUUUUAUUUUUAAGGCAGUGUAUUUUUUUUAUUACAUGAUUCUCCUUCACAGGUCUUGUUGGUUGGUUAUUUAAUGCUUUUUGGUAUUUGCAAGAGUAUGAUUACAACUCCAUAUACUGUUGAUGGGCUGUACUGUACAUGUUUAAAUGUUCAUUCAUUCUGCUUGAAACCUCAUCCCAGAAUGCCAGUGCAUAACAGGAUAAGUUUAUUUAUAACAUGAAAGCAAAUAAGUUUUGUCUUAAUGGCCCUUUGAGAAAGGCCAGAAGAACUAAGAGAGGAUCUCUGUUUUUUCAAUUUUUUCUUAUGCUGCAUUGAGUGCAAAUCUGGAACUCUGGUGUAAUUACUUCUACAGACUGAGAUGGAGUUGAAUCAUGUGAGUAGUUGUAUACAUGUAUACAGGUUGUGGUGCCAGCCCUUAUGGAGGUAAAGCUCUUAGACAUGAGAGAACUUAACACUCAGACUAGGAAAGUGGAUGUCUUGUUACUUGCUGGCAAAGCCUGGUAGCAUGUAUUCCCUUGGUAAAUGACAUAUCUAUUAAUAUGGUGUGGAAAUAGUGACUCUGCAUGAUGAGAAAUCCUGAUUAAAAUACUGGCCAGUUCAGAACUGUUUCGAGGUAGCUUUGAAGUGAUUUGCCAAAGUGUAGAUUAAUUUGUGCCUGGGAUUUCACAUCUCUUAUUGCAGCCACCGUAGUGGGGCAUUAACUAAUAAUUGGGGCAUUAAUGAGUUUGGUAUCUUAUUGAAGACCUGAGCUCCCGUUUAGUCAAGUGCAGUGAUGAGUCUUGGUUCAGUGGAUUUGGGAGCUCAUCUACUUCAGCAGUGCAGCCAAGCAACUGUAAUUCCCCUUAAUUCAUUUGAAAUCAUGUUGCUGAGCACUUUUUGAAUGACAGGCCGUUGCAAUGUUUGUGUGGGAGAACAGAAAGGGGCUCUUUGUAUUGGCUUUGCCUCACAGUGUCCUUUAUUAGGAAAGGGUCUGCCUUCAGACUGCUGUAUUAAUGACACAAGUCAAGCAUGUGGUAUGAGCAGUAGGAAAGUAGAAGACCUGGAAAUUAGAUAAUUGCAAAUGGGUACUGCUCUACGGGAGCAUUUUUAAAGUCUUAAAGCCUGAAGUCUUUGGAGAUGGUCAAACUUUGUCUUUAAUGAUUUUGCAAAUGUGAAAUUUAAAACAAAAAAAAAA